Messenger RNA from Capronia epimyces CBS 606.96, 690 nucleotides. RefSeq lists its product as uncharacterized. The record is from RefSeq and is a predicted model, not a curated record. Bases 1 to 690 code for a protein of 229 amino acids. NCBI's taxonomy places the organism in Eukaryota, Fungi, Ascomycota, Eurotiomycetes, Chaetothyriales, Herpotrichiellaceae. Gene Ontology annotation, molecular function: protein heterodimerization activity. The transcript is spliced from 2 exons.
AUGACUUCAGACGACCUUCACACCGCGCUGUUACGGCCAGCAGUCAUCCAAAUCUUGAGAGCAGCCGGGUUUGGAUAUGCACGCCCGGCCGUGAUCGACAGCCUGGCCGAUCUGGCUGCGCGAUAUAUGAUUAUGCUAGCUUCUUCAACGGCACAGAACGCCUUCACCCUUCACAAUACCCCGGUGCCAACAAUCCAGGAUGUGCGUCUCGCUUUAAGCCAGUCCGGAGCGCUGACCCCGCAAAUGAGCACCGCGGAGGAAGGUCUGAGGGACGCAGUGGAGGUGGAGGGCGUGAUGGUUCCGUAUGAGGACUUACGAGGCGUUGAAGGAUUCGUAAACUGGGCUCAAGGACCGGUUAACAAGGAGAUUAGGAGGGUCGCGGGCUUCGGCGACGAUGUCAACGUGGAGGAGAUUGCAACAGGGCUCGAUGACCAAGAGGAUUAUUUGAGCGCCUUGAAGACGAAACACAGCAAAACAGGCGAAGAGUCUCGGUAUCAAGGCACAGUACUUGGGAAAGAAUCCGAAGUCCAAUCCGUCACGAUUGUAGGCGGACCGGCCACCUCGAUUGCAGAAUGGACGCAAAAGUCGCUCUCUGCGUCGGCGAAGAACAACGCAUGGCCCCCAGAAGCCAUGUCGCCUGCGACAUCGGGCAUCAGCAGCGCCCCCUUGACUCCUCUAGAAUCUGAAUGA